Messenger RNA from Neltuma alba, 1422 nucleotides. Its product is annotated as homocysteine S-methyltransferase 3. The record is from RefSeq and is a predicted model, not a curated record. The coding region runs from base 119 to 1177 and encodes 352 amino acids. NCBI's taxonomy places the organism in Eukaryota, Viridiplantae, Streptophyta, Magnoliopsida, Fabales, Fabaceae. The transcript is spliced from 7 exons. Gene Ontology annotation, molecular function: S-adenosylmethionine-homocysteine S-methyltransferase activity; zinc ion binding. Gene Ontology annotation, biological process: S-methylmethionine cycle.
GGCUGGAAGUCAUAGCUUCUUUCAUCGACACUUCAAAAACUGAAAGUCUCAAGAGACAAAGGUUGGCCGCUAAUUUACGCUAAGCUUCAUCAGUUUCUUUCAAGGGAGGAGGAGGAGGAUGGGGUUGAAGGGGAAGGAUACGUCGUCGUUUAUGAGUGAUUUCCUUCGGGAGUGCGGUGGCUACGCCGUCAUGGACGGCGGCUUCGCGACGGAGCUUGAACGCCACGGCGCCGACCUCAACGACCCUCUUUGGAGUGCCAAAUGCCUUCUCAUUUCUCCUCAUCUCGUCCGCCGGGUUCACCUAGAUUACCUUGACGCAGGAGCAAACAUACUGAUAACAGGAUCCUACCAAGCUACAAUUCAAGGUUUCGAAGCUAAGGGAUUGGGUCGAGAAGAAGCUGAAAAUCUGAUCAGAAGAAGCGUAGAACUUGCACGAGAGGCUCGAGAUAUUUAUUAUGACAGAUGCACAAAAGAUUCUUCUGACUUCCUGAGAGAUGGAAGAUAUUGGCGGCGCCCAAUUCUAAUUGCAGCUUCUGUGGGAAGUUAUGGUGCUUACUUGGCCGAUGGGUCUGAGUACAGUGGGGACUAUGGUGAUGCCGUUACUGUUGAAACACUGAAAGAUUUUCACCGGAGAAGGGUGAAGAUUCUUGCUGAUGCAGGUGCUGACAUAAUUGCCUUUGAGACAAUACCAAACAAAUUGGAAGCACAGGCAUAUGUUGAGCUUGUGGAGGAAGAAGGCAUAGAUAUUCCUGCAUGGCUUUCAUUUAGUUGCAGGGACGAAGGCAAGGUGUCUAGUGGUGAGUCUAUCUUGGAGUGUGCUUCCAUUGCAGAAUCCAGCAAGCAAGUGGUGGCAGUUGGAGUCAACUGUACUGCUCCUAGGUUUAUUCAUGGACUGGUUUCUUCUAUUACAAAGGUUACAAGAAAACCUAUACUAGUGUAUCCCAACAGUGGAGAGACUUAUAAUCCUGAGACUAAGAAGUGGGCGAAAACAAGCGGGGAGGCAGAUGAAGAUUUUGUCCCUUAUGUAGUAAAGUGGCGUGAAGCUGGAGCAUCCUUAUUUGGUGGUUGCUGCAGAACAACACCAAAUACUAUCAGAGGCAUAACCAAGGCACUUCCUGGAAAAGCUUCUGUAGAUGAUGAUAACCUCAAGUUUCAAGAGAGAACACUUAAGUUUUAGUCUUUCUGAGGUAGCAAACGAGAGUGGUGCAGAAAUAUCUCUCUGUCUUUCACUAUCUUUUCUGAUAUGGCAUGCACCAACCUGAACAUUGUAUAUGGACUGGACAAGUGAUGUUUUGAGUACCAAUAACAAAGAUGCUUUUUAUAUGCUAUAGUAGUGUUGGGAUGGAAAAGAAAAAUCCUAUUAUUCUUGAGAUUUCCACACACUAUCUUUUUCCCUGUUUGGAUAGACAAAUAUUGUGAUUA